AUGGCGCACAGCGGUCGGUGGCGCUUCCCUGCCCGGCCCAGCAGCGGCUGGGGCCGCCGGGGGCUGGGGGGCUCCCGGCUCCUGUGGCUGUGCUGGUGCUUGUUUCGAGAUGCAUCCUCCAUAGCUCCCAGCCUUGUACCUGAAGAGGCCGGGAAGUUUUCAGGUGAGCAGCAUGCCAAGAAAUACAGCCCAGAACCAGAUGAGCAGUUCUUAGGUUUCGGUUCAGACGAAGAGGUCAAAGUACAGAGCCCCACCAGAUCCCCCACAGUGAAGUCGAGCCCGCGCAAGCCCCGCGGGAGGCCCCGGAGCGGCUCCGACCGCAGCUCGGCGGUGCCCUCGGACUCGUCCUCCGUGUGCUCCCCCUCGAGCAAGUCCGAAAGCGCGUCCAUGGAGAAGGCCAAGAGGAAGGAAUCAAAGAGCGGGGAGAAGAGACGCGGGAGACCGCCGACGCUCGCCAGCGUCAAGUUCAAGCUGUCGCAAGUCAAGGACGCGGCGGAUGCUCCCAAGGGAAGUAAAGAGGAGAAAGAAAGCCUGAAAAAAAUCAAAAGGUCACCAUCCACUACGUUUCAGCAAGCGACGAAAAUCAAGAAGUUAAGAACUAGCAAACUCUCCCCCCUAAAAUCCAAAUUUAAGGCCGGGGCAAAGCUGCAGAUCGGGCGGAAGAGCGUUCAGAUGGCGCGCAGGAGAGGCAGGCCGCCGGCUUCGGAGCGCUUAAAGACACCCUCGCCCUUGGUCCUCAACUCGCAGCUGGAGAAACCACAGCGGGUGCGCAAGGAGAAGGACGGCACGCCGCCGCCCCCCAAGGAGGAGAAGGCCGCCGUGCGGCAGAGUCCGCGCCGCAUUAAGCCCGUGAGGAUUAUUCCAUCCACCAAAAGGACCGAUGCGGCAAUUGCCAAGCAGCUCCUGCAGAGGGCUAAAAAGGGGGCGCAGAAGAAGAUCGAGAAGGAGGCGGCGAAGCUGCAGGGCAGGAAGGGGAGAACGCAACUCAAGAACAUCCGGCAGUUCAUCAUGCCGGUCGUGAGCGCCAUCUCCUCCCGCAUCAUCAAGACACCCAAGCGCUUUAUCGAAGACGAGGACUACGAUCCGCCCAUCAAAAUAUCCAGGCUGGAAUCGACGCCCAACAGCAGGUUCAGCGCCACGUCCUGUGGCUCCAGCGAGAAGUCCAGCGGCGCUUCCCAGCACUCCUCGCAGAUGUCCUCGGACUCCUCGCGCUCCAGUAGCCCCAGCGUCGACACCUCCACGGACUCCCAGGCUUCCGAGGAGAUGCAGGCACUUUCCGAGGAGCGCAGCAACACUCCGGAAGUUCACGCGCCUCUGCCCGUCUCGCCGUCCCCUGAGAACGACGGCAGCGACAGGAGGAACAGGAGGUUCUCCAUGGCCGAGAGGAGCUUCGGCCAGCGGGCCGCCAAGAAGCUGCCGGCGCUGCCCAGCGCGCCGCCGCCGGCGCAGCAGCCGUCGUCGUCGCCGCCACCGCCGCUGCUCCCACCGCCGCCGCCGCCGCUGCCGGCCGCGUCGGGCCUCGCGGAGCACACGCCGUGGCUCAUGCCGCCCACCAUCCCGCUGGCGUCGCCGUUCCUGCCCGCCUCGGCCGCCCCCAUGCAGGAGAAGCGCAAGUCGAUCCUGCGCGAGCCCACCUUCCGCUGGACCUCCCUGAAGCACUCCCGCUCGGAGCCGCAGUACUUCUCCUCGGCCAAGUACGCCAAGGAGGGCCUCAUCCGCAAGCCCAUCUUUGACAACUUCCGCCCGCCGCCGCUGACGCCGGAGGACGUGGGCUUCGCGUCGGGCUUCUCGCCGCCGGGCGCCGCGGCCCCCGCGCGCCUCUUCUCGCUGCACCCCGGCUCGCGCUUCGACGUGCACAAGCGGAGCCCGCUGCUGCGCGCCCCGCGCUUCACGCCCAGCGAGGCCCACUCCCGCAUCUUCGAGUCCGUCACGCUGCCCUCGUCGGCCGGACGCAGCGCCGCGGCGACCCCCGCAACAGGUGGAUCUUCUAGGAAGCGAAAGAGAAGAGUGUUUAGCCCUAUCCGAUCGGAACCCAGAUCUCCUUCGCACUCCAUGAGGACGAGAAGCGGGCGACUUAGUAGCUCUGACCUGGCAACUCUCACCCCGCAGUCUUCUGUCUCUUCCUCAUUAACUAGCAUUUCUGUUAGUUCUCUUGCCACUAGUGCCUUAAAUUCAACUUUCACUUUUCCUUCCCAUUCCCUCACGCAGCCCGGGGAAUCCGCAGAGCGAAGCCAGAGGCCGAGGAAGCAGCCUAGCGCUCCGGCAGAGCCUUUCUCAUCUACUAGCCCUACUCCUCUCUUUCCCUGGUUCGCCUCGAGUCCCCAGGCAGAGAGGGGGAGAAACAAGGACAGGGCUGCAGAGGAACUGUCCAAAGAUAAAGAUGCUGACAAAAGUGUGGAGAAGGACAAGAGCAGAGAGAAAGACAGAGAGAGAGAGAAGGAAAACAAGCGGGAGUCAAGGAAAGAAAAAAGGAGGAAAGGGUCAGAAAUUCAGAGUAGCUCUGCUUUGUUUCCUGUAGGUAAAAUGCCCAAAGAAAAAGUUGUCAGUGAAGAUGCGGCAGCAUCAUCUUCUGCAAAAAAGCCUGCCGGGCGGAAAAAGUCUACGGCAAUAGACGCCGCGGCAGACGCUUCCACUGCUGCUCUGGCAGAUGCGGCCGCGGUCAAAACCAAAACGUCCAAGAAAGGCAGAGGGGGCUCAGACAAAUCAGAACUGGAGCCGAGCCCCGCCGCGCCCUCCCUGGAGAAGGAGAAGGCACCGCGUCUCCCGGCUCCCUCGUCGAGCGCCGUCAAGCAUUCCGCUUCCUCCAUCAGCUCUAUGUUGGCGCAAGCAGACAAGCUGCCCAUGACCGACAAAAGGGUAGCCAGCCUCCUGAAGAAGGCCAAAGCCCAGCUCUACAAGAUCGAGAAGAGCAAGUCCCUCAAGCAGGCCGACCCACCGAAAGCCCAGGGACAAGAGAGCGACUCGUCCGAAGCAUCUGUGCGAGGCCCGCGGAUCAAGCACGUGUGCAGGAGAGCGGCGGUGGCACUGGGCCGCAAGCGCGCCGUGUUUCCGGACGACAUGCCCACCCUGAGUGCCUUACCGUGGGAAGAGCGCGAGAAGAUCCUGUCUUCCAUGGGCAAUGACGAUAAGUCCUCGAUAGCUGGCUCGGAGGAGGCCGAACCCCUUGCUCCACCCAUCAAGCCGAUCAAGCCGGUCACGCGAAACAAGGCCCAGCAAGAACCUCCCGUGAAGAAGGGCCGCCGCUCGAGGCGCUGCGGGCAGUGCUCGGGCUGCCAGGUGCCCGAGGACUGCGGGGUCUGUACCAACUGCCUGGACAAACCCAAGUUUGGGGGGCGCAAUAUAAAGAAGCAGUGCUGCAAAAUGAGGAAGUGUCAGAACCUACAGUGGAUGCCUUCCAAAGCAUAUCUCCAGAAGCAAGCAAAAGCUGCAAAAAAGAAAGAGAAGAAAUCCAAGGCCAAUGAAAAGAAAGAAAGCCAUUCUGGGAAGAACCAGUUGGACUCUGGGCAGAAACAAGUUCCUCCACCUGCUGUGGCCAGAGAAGACCCCACCGCCGCCACGAGGAAGAGCGGCGAGCCGGCCCGCAAGCCCGCCGAGGAGAAGCACGAGGACGGCGCCGCCUCCGUGCCCGCGGCCGAGCCCAAACUGCUGCCCGCCUCCGGGGCCAGAAGGAGCAGCAAGCAGGCAGCGCAGCCCCUGCAGCUCCCGCCGUCUCAGCCACCCAGCUCUGCACCCCUGAAAAAGGAAGCGCCUAAGCUCGCUGCUGCUGAGCCCAAGAAGAAGCAGGCUCCACAGCCAGACAUAGGAACAGAACAAAGCAAACAGAAGAAAAUCGCUCCUCGUCCAACUUUCCCUGUGAAACAGAAACCGAAAGAAAAGGAAAAGCCCCCUCCUCUCAGCAAACCGGAAAGCAGCACGCUGAACUUGCUCAGUACUCUGACGAAUGGAAGCAGUUCCAAGCAGAAGCCGCCUACAGAUGGAGUCCAUAGAAUCCGGGUGGAUUUCAAGGAGGACUGUGAAGUGGAGAAUGUUUGGGAGAUGGGGGGGUUAGGCAUCGUCACCUCGGUACCUAUUACUCCCAGGGUGGUCUGUUUUCUCUGUGCCAGCAGCGGACAUGUGGAGUUUGUGUAUUGCCAGGUGUGCUGCGAGCCCUUCCACAAGUUCUGCUUGGAGGAGAGCGAGCGGCCCUUGGAGGACCAACUGGAGAAUUGGUGCUGCCGCCGCUGCAAGUUCUGCCACGUGUGCGGGAGGCAGCACCAGGCCACCAAGCAGUUGCUGGAGUGUAACAAGUGCCGAAACAGCUAUCACCCCGAGUGCCUGGGCCCAAACUACCCGACAAAACCCACCAAGAAGAAGAAAGUUUGGAUAUGUACCAAAUGCGUUCGCUGCAAGAGCUGUGGAUCGACAACUCCAGGCAAAGGGUGGGAUGCACAGUGGUCUCACGACUUCUCGCUGUGUCACGAUUGUGCCAAACUCUUCGCUAAAGGAAACUUCUGUCCUCUCUGUGACAAAUGCUAUGAUGAUGAUGACUAUGAGAGCAAGAUGAUGCAGUGUGGGAAAUGUGACCGCUGGGUCCACUCUAAAUGUGAAAACCUUUCAGAUGAAAUGUACGAGAUCCUGUCGAACUUGCCCGAGAGCGUGGCGUAUACCUGCAUUAACUGUACGGAGCAGCACCCCGCGGAGUGGCGCCUCGCUCUGGAGAAGGAGCUGCAGGCUUCCCUCAAGCAGGUGUUAACAGCCCUGCUGAAUUCUCGAACCACUAGCCACUUGCUGCGUUACAGGCAGGCAGCCAAGCCACCCGAUUUAAAUCCGGAGACAGAGGAGAGUAUCCCAUCCAGAAGCUCUCCGGAAGGCCCUGACCCUCCUGUCCUGACAGAAGUCAGCAAACAGGAGGAGCAGCAACCUCUGGAUCUGGAAGGAGUGAAAAGAAAAAUGGAUCAAGGCGGUUACACCUCUGUGUUGGAAUUUAGUGAUGAUAUUGUGAAGAUAAUUCAAGCAGCCAUUAAUUCGGAUGGAGGGCAGCCAGAAGUUAAAAAAGCCAAUAGCAUGGUCAAGUCCUUCUUUAUUCGGCAAAUGGAGCGUGUUUUCCCGUGGUUCAGUGUUAAAAAAUCCAGAUUUUGGGAGCCGAAUAAAGUAACCAGCAACAGCGGGAUGUUGCCGAAUGCGGUGCUGCCCCCUUCGCUUGACCAUAACUAUGCUCAGUGGCAGGAGCGCGAAGAGAGCAACCGCACUGAGCAGCCCCCUCUGAUGAAGAAAAUCAUUCCAGCUCCCAAACCCAAAGGGCCUGGAGAGCCAGAGUCGCCAACUCCUCUGCAUCCUCCUACGCCACCGAUCUCUAGUUCCGACAGAAGCAGGGAGGAUAGUCCUGAGCUGAACCCGCCCCCAGAUGUGGAGGACAACAGGCAGUGUGCACUGUGCCUCAAGUAUGGCGAUGAUAGCGCUAACGAUGCUGGGCGUCUUCUCUACAUUGGUCAAAACGAAUGGACCCAUGUGAACUGUGCUUUAUGGUCGGCAGAAGUGUUUGAGGAUGAUGAUGGUUCACUGAAGAACGUGCAUAUGGCUGUGAUCAGGGGAAAGCAGCUGAGAUGCGAGUUCUGCCAGAAGUCAGGUGCCACAGUAGGCUGCUGCCUCACUUCCUGUACCAGCAACUACCACUUUAUGUGCUCACGAGCCAAGAACUGUGUCUUUCUGGAUGAUAAGAAAGUUUACUGCCAGCGGCACCGGGACUUGAUCAAAGGAGAGGUGGUUCCUGAGAAUGGGUUUGAAGUCCUUAGGAGAGUUUUUGUGGACUUUGAAGGGAUCAGUCUGAGGAGGAAGUUUCUUAGCGGCCUGGAACCGGAGAACAUCCAUAUGAUGAUUGGUUCGAUGACUAUAGACUGCUUGGGAAUUCUGAAUGACCUCUCGGACUGCGAGGAUAAGCUGUUUCCCAUCGGCUAUCAGUGCUCGAGGGUGUACUGGAGCACCACGGAUGCCCGGAAACGCUGCGUGUAUACCUGCAAGAUCAUGGAAUGCCGACCCCCUGUCAUAGAGCCCGAUAUCAACAGCACUGUGGAACAUGACGAUAACAGAACAAUUGCUCAUAGUCCAGCACCUCUGGCAGAAACUCUGUCCAAAGACAGCAGAAAUACAGGUGAAAUUGUGAGCCCGCCGUCCCCGGACCGUCCCAUGCAUUCUCAGACGCCUGGUUCCAGCUACUGUCCACUAGUCCCAAAGGCUCCCAGGAUCAGGACGCCAAGCUACCCGUCGGCACAGAGGUCUCCCGGUUCUAGGCCUUUGCCUUCUGCAGGGAGUCCUACCCCCGUGACCCAUGAAAUAGUGACAGUAGGAGACCCCUUGCUGUCCUCUGGGCUGAGGAGCAUCGGUUCUCGGAGACACAGCACCUCUUCUUUGUCACAGCAGCAGUCCAAACUCCGGAUGAUUUCACCCCCAAGGGCUGGCACCACUUAUUCCAAACACAGCGUGUCUUCAGUUGCAGGCACGGGGUCCUCCUCAGAACACGAACUGAGCGUCAAGGGCCCUGAGCGCUUUGUGGGAUCGGUGAGUUCGGGCGCCCCAAGUGCUCCGCUUCAAAGCUGCGCUAGCAGCGGCGCGAGCUCCCAGAAGGCACCGGCUACAGGUGGAAGUAAAACUUACCAGCUGGAUGCACCUCAGUGCCCAGAAGCAAAGCAGCCUAGUGCUUCCGAUCCCACGGCCAAAGGAACGCCGGGCAGGGCAGAGAAGAUGAAAAUGCUGCCCUCUAAAGACCCAGAUGGUUCAGCUCAUGGUUUUUCUUCGGGAGGAAGUUCCAAAGCGUCCGCCCAAGCACACAGCUCGGCAAGCACAGAACUGAGCGUUAAAAUAGGAACCUUUCAAGAAUCUUCAGGCUCUUUUCCUUCCAAAGAAGCAGUGCCCUUUGCGUCUUUGCACCAGAGGGGCCCAAGGAAGGAGAGAGACCAGCACGCGGAGCCUGCGCAACUGGAGAAAACGGCUUUGGCUGAGGAGCUGGAAGCCAAGAGCCUCAAGUCUGCAGGGGCGAACAGCAGAUCUCCGGCAGGGAGCGAGCAGGCCCUUCCCACCUCCCGCGACAGGCGGCAGAAGGGGAAAAAGUUAAUGAAAGACGCCAGUUUUAAAGAGAAACAUUCCUUGAAGUCCCUUACGGAUUCCGGUCAAGCAGUAGGCAGCGAUGAAGGGAACUCGAAGGCGGAAUUUGGCAGCCCGGCUCUCGCGCCUGAGCAGGUCGCUCAGAGGCUGUGUAACAGCGUUGCUGCAGAGAAAGCAGGGGAGAAGUCCCCGCCGGCGCAAGGCUCCUCGAAAGGUGCCGUGCCACAGGCCGAGGCGGCCUCGAAGGAGCCGCCGGCGCCCAGGAAGCGCACUGUUAAAGUCACCCUGACGCCUCUCAAGAUGGAGAGUGAGAGCCAGUCCAAGAAUGCGCAACAGGAAGGCGAUGCCGAACCUCAGCCUGCAGGGGCAGAAACGGCCCCUCUGACGGAGCCCUCCUCGGCCUCGGAGAACCCAGAAGGAGGCCCUGCAGUGGAGGGGAGUCCCAGCGACACCCCGGCGCAGGAAUCCCAAACCAACACGUAUGAGAACUUACCUGUCCAAGACAACAGCUUACUGCUGCAGGACGGGGCCAAGGCUCCCGAGGAAGGCUCCUACAAGCGGAGGUACCCGCGGCGAAGCGCCCGGGCCAGGUCCAACAUGUUCUUUGGCCUGACUCCUCUGUACGGCGUGAGGUCUUACGGCGAGGAGGACAUCCCGUUCUACAGCAACUCCACCGGGAAGAAGCGAGGGAAGCGCUCUGCCGAAGGGCAGGUGGAUGGUGCCGACGACUUGAGCACCUCGGAUGAGGAUGACUUGUACUACUACAACUUCACUAGGACGGUGGUUUCCUCGACCUCAGAGGAGAGGCUUGCACCCCACAACUUGUUCAGGGAAGAAGAGCAGUGCGACCUGCCCAAAAUCUCCCAGCUAGACGGGGUCGACGAUGGGACUGAAAGCGAUACCAGUGUCACGGCAACGAGCAGAAAAGUGAACCAAGUGAGUAAAAGGAGCGGCAAAGAAAAUGGGACGGAGAACUUGAAGCUAGAUCGAACGGAAGAGGCCGCAGAGAAAGUGCAGGUGACCAAGAGCGCCGCUGUGCACAAGGCGGACCCCAAGAUCGACAACUGCCAUCCCGUGAGCAGGGUGAAAGCGCAGGGCCAGGACUCGCUGGAAGCCCAGCUGAGCUCGCUGGACGCGGGCCGCAGGGCCCAUGCCAGCACGCCCUCCGAGAAGAACCUACUGGACACGUUCAACACGGAGCUGCUGAAGUCCGACUCGGACAACAACAACAGCGACGACUGCGGGAAUAUCCUCCCUUCGGACAUCAUGGACUUUGUGCUCAAGAAUACGCCCUCCAUGCAGGCCUUAGGAGAAAGUCCGGAGUCGUCUUCCUCGGAGCUCCUGACGCUCGGGGAAGGCCUAGGUCUUGACAGCAACCGCGGCAAGGACAUGGGCUUGUUUGAGGUGUUCUCGCAGCAGCUGCCCACGACCGAACCGGUGGACAGCAGCGUCUCCUCCUCCAUCUCGGCGGAGGAGCAGUUCGAGCUGCCCUUGGAGCUGCCUUCGGAUCUCUCGGUGCUGACCACGCGCAGCCCCACGGUGCCUAGCCAGAAUCACAGCAGGCUCGCCGUCAUUUCUGAGCCCGCGGAGAAGAGGGUUACGGUCACGGAGAAGGCCGCCUCCGCCGACGGGGAUGCGGCGCUCCUAAGUCCCAGAGUGGACCCCAGCCCCGAGGGCCACAUGACUCCGGAUCACUUCAUCCAAGGCCACAUGGACGCCGAGCACAUAGGCAGCCCCGCGUGCGGCCCCGUCGAGCAGGGCCACGGCAGCAACCAGGAUCUGACGCGGAGCAGCGGCACACCGGCCCUCCAGGUGCCCGUGUCGCCCACCGUGCCCCUGCCGAGCCAGAAGUACGUGGCGAAUUCCAGCGAGAGCCCCGGGCCCUCUCAGAUUUCUAACGCCGCGGUGCAGACCACGCCGCCGCAUCUCAAGCCGGCCGCCGAGAAGCUCCUGGUGGUCAAUCAGAACAUGCAGCCGCUCUACGUGCUGCAGACGCUCCCCAACGGCGUCACUCAGAAGAUACAGCUGACGCCUUCCGUGAGCUCCGCGCAGAGCGUCAUGGAGAGCGGCGCCUCCGUGCUGGGGCCCAUGGGCAGCGGCCUUACGCUCACCGCGGGCCUCAAUCCGAGCUUGCCCUCGUCUCAGUCGCUCUUCCCUCCCGCGAGCAAAGGCUUGCUGCCCAUGGCCCAUCACCAGCACCUGCAUCCCUUCCCCGGCACCUCGCAGAGCGCCUUCCCGCCCAGCAUGGGCAGCCCCUCGCCCGGCCUCCUUAUCGGCGUGCAGCCCCCCGCCGAUCCGCAGCUGCUCGUGUCCGAAGGCGGCCAGAGGGCAGAGCUGGGCGCCGCCGCUCCUGCGGCCAGCGCGCCGCUCGCCAAGAAGCGGCCAAUAUCCCGCCUGCAGUCGCGGAAGAACAAGAAGCUGGCUCCCUCCGGAACCCCUUCUGCGAUAGCGCCUCCCGACAUGGUCUCCAACAUGACUUUAAUUAAUUUCGCCCCUUCCCAAAUUUCCAACCACCCCCUGGAUUUGGGAAGCAUCGCCAAUUCCACGUCGCAUCGCACCGUCCCCAACAUCAUCAAAAGGUCCAAGUCCGGCGUCAUGUACUUCGAGCAGACGUCUCUGCUGCCGCAGGGCGGGCCGGCGGCCGGUGUCGUGGGGCCCGACGCGGGCCACCUCCCCGCGGGACCCGCUUCGGGACUGGCCUCCGGCUCCUCGGUCCUCAACGUGGUGUCCAUGCAGGCCACGGCCGCCCCCACGAGCGGCGGCUCCGUGCCCGGGCACGUGCUGGGGCAGAGCUCCGUGACGUUGACCAGCCCGGGCCUGCUGGGGGACCUCGGCUCCAUCAGCAACCUCUUGAUCAAGGCCAGCCAGCAGAGCCUCGGCCUGCCGGAGCAGCACAUGGCUCUGCCGCCGGCCUCGGGGAUGUUCCCGCAGCUGGGCACGUCGCAAACGCCCUCGACGGCGGCGAUGACGGCCGCCUCCAGCAUCUGCGUCCUGCCCUCGGCACAGGGCAUGGGCAUGGCGGUGGCGCAGAGCUCUGCCGACGCGGAGGGCUCGUACCAGCUUCAGCACAUGACACAGCUCUUGGGCGGCAAGGGCGGCGUCGCCUCCUCGCCGCUCGAGCUCGGCGCCGCCCCGGCCGCGCAGCUCCCGAGCUUCCCGCCGCUCGUGGACGUGCCCGGCGCCGCGGGCCUCGAGCAGGGCAAGGCGGCCUCCUCCGUGCUGCACGGCAGCUCCGCGUCGCCCGCGGGCUCCCCGUCCUCGGGCCAGCAGUCCGCGAGCAGCUCCGCGCUCGCGCCCGCCAAAGCCAAGCCCAAAGUGAAGCGCGUGCCGCCCUCCGCGGACAAGGGCAACGGGAAGAAGCACAAGGCUUCACACCUGUGGAGCGCUGCCUGCGAGGCGCCCGCUCCUGACCGGGGGGCCCCGGCUGCUUCCCAGCUCCCCGCUGCAGGCACGGGAGAGCCUUGCGCGAGUGCGGAUGCCCAGGAGGCGGCAGGCGCGGAGCAGCCACCACAGCCGCAGCGUGGGCAGUCGGCAGGGCACAUGGCUGUCCUCCCGGAGUCUCAAUCAGCACAAAGCUUGGCAAAUGAGCAGGAAAAUGCAGGCUCAAAAGCUCCCGAGGAAGAGGAGAGCACUUUCAGCUCCCCUCUUAUGUUUUGGCUUCAGCAAGAACAAAGGAGGAAGGAGUGUCUUGGUGAGAAGAAACCAAAGAAAGGUUUGGUUUUUGAGAUCUCGAGUGAUGACGGCUUUCAGAUUUGUGCAGAAAGUAUUGAAGAUGCCUGGAAGUCCCUGACUGACAAGGUGCAGGAGGCCCGUUCCAACGCUCGCCUGAAGCAGCUCUCUUUCGCAGGUGUGAACGGUUUGAGGAUGCUGGGCAUUAUCCACGACACUGUCGUGUUUCUGGUUGAGCAACUUUACGGAGCAAAGCACUGCCACAACUACAAGUUCCGGUUUCAUAAGCCAGAGGAGGCCAACGAACCCCCUCUGAAUCCCCACGGCUCUGCAAGGGCUGAAGUCCACCUGAGGCAAUCUGCAUUCGAUAUGUUUAACUUCUUAGCUUCUAAACACCGACAGCCGCCAGAAUAUAACCCAAACGACGAGGAAGAGGAGGAGGUACAACUGAAAUCAGCCAGGAGAGCCACGAGCAUGGACCUGCCCAUGCCCAUGCGAUUCCGGCACUUGAAGAAGACCUCCAAGGAGGCGGUCGGUGUGUACAGGUCUCCCAUCCACGGCCGGGGUCUCUUCUGCAAAAGGAACAUCGAUGCGGGCGAGAUGGUGAUUGAAUAUUCGGGCAACGUCAUUCGCUCCAUCCUCACUGACAAACGGGAGAAGUACUACGACAGCAAGGGAAUCGGCUGCUACAUGUUCCGCAUUGACGACUCCGAGGUGGUGGAUGCCACCAUGCACGGGAACGCAGCCCGCUUCAUCAACCACUCGUGCGAGCCCAACUGCUACUCGCGGGUCAUCAACAUCGACGGGCAGAAGCACAUCGUCAUCUUCGCCAUGCGCAAAAUCUACCGCGGGGAGGAGCUCACCUACGACUACAAGUUCCCCAUCGAGGACGCCAGCAACAAGCUGCCCUGCAACUGCGGCGCCAAGAAGUGCAGGAAGUUUUUAAACUAGAACUGGGGCGAGCUGCGAGCGAGCCCCGCGGGGCCCGGGGCGAACCAAAGCGUAGAGGGAAUCCCUGCUCCGUGCCGGGGG
Molecule: messenger RNA, 11778 nt
Organism: Nothoprocta perdicaria
Lineage: Eukaryota; Metazoa; Chordata; Aves; Tinamiformes; Tinamidae
Gene: KMT2A
Product: lysine methyltransferase 2A
Exons: 39
Coding region: 1-11697 (3898 amino acids)
Biological process (GO): positive regulation of DNA-templated transcription
Cellular component (GO): histone methyltransferase complex; nucleus
Molecular function (GO): zinc ion binding; histone H3K4 methyltransferase activity; DNA binding
Source: RefSeq, a predicted model, not a curated record